Messenger RNA from Lemur catta (Ring-tailed lemur), 2664 nucleotides. RefSeq names its product MAPK activated protein kinase 3 (gene MAPKAPK3). The record is from RefSeq and is a predicted model, not a curated record. Gene Ontology annotation, molecular function: calcium/calmodulin-dependent protein kinase activity; calcium-dependent protein serine/threonine kinase activity; ATP binding. The transcript is spliced from 11 exons. Gene Ontology annotation, biological process: intracellular signal transduction; protein autophosphorylation; toll-like receptor signaling pathway. The coding region runs from base 223 to 1377 and encodes 384 amino acids. NCBI's taxonomy places the organism in Eukaryota, Metazoa, Chordata, Mammalia, Primates, Lemuridae. Gene Ontology annotation, cellular component: nucleus; cytoplasm.
GGGGUCACGUGGGCGCCGACUGCACGGCUGGCGGCCCAGGGCGCUCCGCGGCCUCCAGCUCCCGGGACCGCCGCCCCUGCCCCUCGCCAGCGCCUCUGCCAGGUGCGCUGCCGCCAGGUACGCCCCAGCCAGAUACGCCUUCCUUGAGCCCCCUCUGCGGCCUGCUCCAGGUGCCCCUGGACGCGCCAGGCUGGGGCCGCCUCUAAGUGCCCCGCGGGGGCCAUGGACGGCGAAACAGCAGAGGAGCAGGGGAGUCCUGCGCUCCCUCCAGUUGCACACGGCGGACCCAGCUUGAGCGGUGCUCUGGCUUGCGGGGGGCGGCGGGAGCCCAAGAAGUACGCGGUGACCGAUGACUACCAGUUGUCCAAGCAGGUGCUGGGCCUGGGUGUGAACGGCAAGGUGCUGGAGUGCUUCCAACGGCGCACCGGGCAGAAGUGUGCCCUGAAGCUCCUAUAUGACAGCCCCAAGGCCCGGCAGGAGGUGGACCACCACUGGCAGGCCUCUGGCGGCCCCCACAUUGUACGCAUCCUGGACGUGUAUGAGAACAUGCAUCAUGGCAGGCGCUGUCUCCUCAUCGUCAUGGAAUGCAUGGAAGGUGGUGAAUUGUUCAGCAGGAUUCAGGAGCGUGGCGACCAGGCUUUCACCGAGAGAGAGGCUGCAGAGAUCAUGCGGGAUAUUGGCACUGCCAUCCAGUUCCUGCAUAGCCAGAAUAUCGCCCACCGAGAUGUCAAGCCUGAAAACCUGCUCUACACGUCCAAGGAGAAAGAUGCGGUACUUAAGCUCACUGACUUUGGCUUUGCCAAGGAGACCACCCAAAAUGCCCUGCAGACACCCUGCUAUACUCCCUAUUAUGUGGCCCCUGAGGUCCUGGGUCCAGAGAAGUAUGACAAGUCAUGCGACAUGUGGUCCCUGGGUGUCAUCAUGUACAUCCUCCUGUGUGGCUUCCCACCCUUCUACUCCAACACGGGCCAGGCCAUCUCCCCAGGGAUGAAGAGGAGGAUACGCCUGGGCCAGUAUGGCUUCCCCAAUCCUGAGUGGUCAGAGGUCUCUGAAGAUGCCAAGCAGCUGAUCCGCCUCCUGCUGAAGACAGACCCCACGGAGAGACUGACUAUCACACAGUUCAUGAACCACCCCUGGAUCAACCAAUCGAUGGUGGUGCCACAGACCCCGCUCCACACAGCCCGAGUGCUGCAGGAGGACAAAGACCACUGGGAUGAAGUCAAGGAGGAGAUGACCAGUGCCUUGGCUACCAUGCGGGUGGACUACGACCAGGUGAAGAUCAAGGACCUGAAGACCUCUAACAACCGGCUCCUCAAUAAGCGGAGAAAAAAGCAGGCAGGCAGCUCCUCGGCCUCACAGGGCUGCAACAACCAGUAGCUCAUGGGGCCUUGGAUGAACCAGGCCUCUCAGCCUGGGUGACAGACUGGAGUGUGCUGAGGCCCUGGCCAGGAGGGCCCAGGGUCAUUCUUGUAACAAAAGGAUUAUUUUGUUGUGUUUUAAUUUGUCACUUGAAACUUCAGGAUGGAGGACCCUGACCCAAAACCUCCUUCAGAGCUCUGGCCCAGGCUCAGGCUGAGAGGGUCAGAGCCUAGAGGCUAAGGAGCUGCCUGCUGCAACUGCAGCACCUUUUGUCAGGGUGGCCUGAGUGAUGCCUCAGCUCUGUCCUCCCUGGGGCAUGGCCUUAGCCUUCUAGGCCACUGGGAGUUGUGGCUAGGCUUCCCUUCUUCUACGGAGACACCCCACUGUGGGGUGGGCAGAUGGGCCGGCCUUGAGAAAGGCAUUGGGCCAUCGGUUGCCAUGGUGACCAGGGAUAGUGCUGCUGUCUGUGACUGCAGAGCAAGUGAGCAAGGGAGGGAGGAGGGGCAGUCGAGAGUCCACCUCUGCCUUCUUAGAGAGCGUGGUUUCUCACACUGGCUGCCCCUCUCACGUUCACCCCUCUUUGGUCUCCCUGACCCUGCAGGGUCCAGUCUGCCUGCCUCCCUAGGUGGUCCAGCCCUGCGUUGCUGCAGCCCCAGCCCAGAGGGCACUCAGAGCUGUCCCCAGAGGGAGUCCCUGGGCCCAGCCAUUUUGUCACUACCCCAUACCCAAAGGGUGGUUUUGUUUUUUGUUGUUGUUUUUUUUUUUUAAUCUCAACUGAGGGUGAGGGGUAUUCUUAACCCUUUUCCACUUUGGAAAAUUUCACUGUGACAAAAUCCAGUACACUUCCCUUGCCCCUACCUGCUCACCAGAUCUCAGGCAGGAAACCCCCUGUCUGUUCCUGGCAGGGGCUACCUUUUGGUGCGCUUUUGUGAAAGUGGAUGGUUGGAGGUGGGGCCAAGAGGCUUCCCAUUAACCAGGCAUCUCUUUCUAUCCUCUGGGUCAGACCUGAGGGGCUAGGAGGCUACUGAGCAGUGCCCCCUAGAAGUCUGGUCUCACUUGGCUCGGGCUUGCAUCCAAGCAGAGAGGACGACCCCUUUCUGGCUGAUCCAGGCUUACCCCUCCCCAUGCUGCCCCAGGUAGCCUCAGGGUGCUGAGUGCCUGGUAUGGGCUGACAAGUGCCUGACACCCAGCCUAGUUCCUGGUUCCUGGCCCCUCUCUCACUGGCUGGGAAACCCUAGGCCAGCAGAUAGGGCAACACUGCUGGGUUUUACAUCUAGAUAUUAAUAAACACCAUUUUGGCAUUUA